Molecule: messenger RNA, 1790 nt
Organism: Fundulus heteroclitus (mummichog)
Lineage: Eukaryota; Metazoa; Chordata; Actinopteri; Cyprinodontiformes; Fundulidae
Gene: zc3hc1
Product: zinc finger, C3HC-type containing 1
Exons: 10
Coding region: 30-1514 (494 amino acids)
Cellular component (GO): nucleus
Molecular function (GO): zinc ion binding
Source: RefSeq, a predicted model, not a curated record
GUUUCUGGGGAAACCAUUUAGAGUCGACCAUGGCGACGGACGGUGGUGGCCGCGGAGAUCGAAUAGGCAUUUCCAACCAACACAAGUCCAGCCUCGCUUCUCCUGAGAAGGUCCGCGAGCUUCUUAAAGAGGGGAUUUCUGCAGCAGACGUGGACUGCAACAGCAAACAAGGAGACGUAAACGCUGUGGAAGUGAAGAGCAACACCAAUGCACCCUGGGAGGCUACGAACAGCGAAGCUUUCUUCUCCAGAGUGGAAUCAUAUUCAUGUAUGAAAUGGGCGGCCAAGCCACGCAUACUGUCUCCUCUGAUGUGUGCCAGAUACGGUUGGAUCAACGUUGGCUGCGACAUGCUUAAGUGCUCCAGCUGCCAGGCUUUCCUUUGUGCAUCCCUACAACCAACGUUAGACUUUGAGAAAUACAAAACGCGAGUUGCAGAAAUAUCAAGGCAGCUGCAGACCCAGCAUGAAAAGUAUUGUCCUUGGCCUGACUUUCCUUGUCCAGAGCGGCUCUGGUUGGUUCCAGCGUCGGAACCGUCAAGGCUUCUUACGGCCCUUCUGGAGCGCUUCCAGAGCACAUGCGUCCUGGCACAGCAGCUUCCAGCCAUGAGUCCAGAGCUGCUCAAGUCCAUGUCUCUCACAGAGGAUGUUAUCAGCACUGUGCUGCAGUUGAUUGAGGAAGAGCAGAAAAGAAAGGGAGGGAUUCCAUUUUCUGAAUCUUUGGCUGUGCAGGUGUCGGCAUGCAUCGUGUCUCUCUGUGGCUGGGGUGGAAACUCAGCUCUGCAUGCAAUGAGCCUCCCAACCCUCUCCUGCUCCUACUGUAUGCGCAAGGUGGGCUUGUGGAACUUCCAUCAGAUCGAGGCGCUAGGAGGCGACCCAGAGCCCCAGCCUAACGCCGCAGGGCCCUCCGGUCCCACGGCGGGGCCCGCGUCAGCACCUACCGACGUAGAUGUUUUUGGAUCAGUCUCCACCACUCCAGCUCCGACAACUCCGUCUCGCAUGAAGCUCAGAAGCCAGGACUCCACCCGCUCUGACCAGGAUGAAGGCACCUCCUCUCCAGUGGCCUUGCGUGCCCGGAGCAGAGAUUCACCGAGUCCAAGCGAAGAUCUGCCCAGCCCUUUAUCCAGGGGCAAGAGACCCGCCACUCGAAGUCGAGGGCAGGGCUCAGGGUCUGACGGCGCUGCCAGUCUACACCCCCCGAAACGCCUCUGUCUCUCAUCGGCUUGCGGUCCAGGCGGUCCUCUGCCUAAGAAAGCGUUCGACCCCCUCGCUCAACACAGAGACUGGUGCCCCUGGAUUUCAGAGGGCAAGGAGAAUGUGGAUCCAGGGAUAUCGUCAACUUUGGUCACAACUUCAGCAGUCGAUCAGCAGGGCUGGAAAGCUGCUCUCGACCUCCUCAUGCCCACAAAGAAGAACUCCAACGCACAAGGUGGCACACCAGCACAGGGCCCUCGUGACAAGUCCAAACGAGUGUUUGCUAUUUUGCGUCAGUGGCAGGUAUCCACCUCAUCUCAGUAGACCCCUUGGAUCCAAAAGCUGUUGACCUGCCUAUUUUUUUACGUUUUACUUUACAGCAAGAUCCUUCUCAGCAUCAUUUUAUCAAUGUGUCGUUUUUGUUACAGAUAAAGUGUUGCUAGAGGGAAUUUAAUGGAUGUUUUUUUUUUUUCUGUAAACAGUAAAAAAUGAGAAGGAUUCCUUUUGGUGUACAAUGCCUUGCUAUGUAUUCAUACUCCUUGAACCCGUUUACAUUUUGUGGAACUUGUGGUCGUAAUGUGCCAAAUGUAAAAAAAAAAA